GUGCGUGCGCGCGGCGUUUCCGGCCCGGCGGCGGAGCGUGGAGCGGUGCGGCUGCCAUGGUGCUGCUGGAGAGCGAGCAGUUCCUGACCGAGCUGACGAGGCUGUUCCAGAAGUGCCGCACGUCCGGGAGCGUCUUCAUCACGCUGAAGAAGUAUGAUGGCCGAACAAAACCAGUCCCACGCAAAGGCCAUGUAGAAAGCUUUGAACCUGCAGACAAUAAGUGUCUUCUCAGAGCAACGGAUGGAAAGAAGAAAAUUAGCACAGUGGUGAGCUCAAAGGAAGUAAACAAAUUCCAGAUGGCAUAUUCUAAUUUGCUGAGAGCUAACAUGGAUGGCUUGAAGAAAAAGGACAAGAAAAGCAAAAACAAGAAGAGUAAAGCAACACAGUGAUGGAACAGCAUACUUCCGUCACUGCAACAGACUUGACCCUUGCUCAAAGCAAAGUCCAUUUCUUUUUGAGUUACCACUUGUCUUUGGCUUUCCUUCCAGCAGGAUACUGGGAUGUGAUCAGUACUUUUGUUUAAAUUGAAAGCAGGAGAUGCUUUCUGUGGGGUGUUGUAUGGCAGGAGUAUUUACAGGGUUAUACCAAAAUAGCUUUACACUCGUCUGCCAACUAGUUUUGUACUUAUACUGCUGUUUGUUUUGUAUUAUGCAAGUGGGCAGUGUAAAAACUAUCUGGGGGAUAACAGAGGGUGAAGAGAAGUGCACAGCACCAUGGGCAAAGUGAGACUGGAACACAAGUCUCAGGGGGAGAUGCCCAGUUUUAUAGAUAAGCCUUGGUAGUACUAGGGAAAGUGGGUGCCAACCUAUCAUCCAGGAACAGCAGCUUUCCUGUUUGUCGUAUUUUGAGGGCCAUGUUUAUAUGAUGCAGUGCAGAUGCCUCAAAGGCAGCCAGUCCCGUGCUUGAGCUCUCAGCUCAAAGGCUCUGCCUUUACCCUGUGCUGAUUCAGCUGUGCUGAUCCUGGCUCAGGGUGGGAGAGUGCAGGACUCUGCAUCACGGUCCCAGCAGGCAUAGCUUAAGAAUGCUCAUGUCACCUGAAUGUUUGUUUUUUUAAAACUUCAUCCUUCAACGUAUUCAGGGAUCUGGAUUUCCCCAUCUUCGCAUCUUAAAGUAGCUCCUUCAUAUGAGCAGAUGUAAAAGGUGAAUACUUACUUGUUCCUAUUAAACACAAUGAGAAAUGGAUUUGGUUGUAA
This is a messenger RNA of Oxyura jamaicensis (ruddy duck), 1193 nucleotides long. RefSeq names its product signal recognition particle 14 (gene SRP14). Gene Ontology annotation, cellular component: signal recognition particle, endoplasmic reticulum targeting. Gene Ontology annotation, molecular function: 7S RNA binding; endoplasmic reticulum signal sequence receptor activity. The transcript has 5 exons. The coding region runs from base 57 to 389 and encodes 110 amino acids. Gene Ontology annotation, biological process: SRP-dependent cotranslational protein targeting to membrane. The record is from RefSeq and is a predicted model, not a curated record. NCBI's taxonomy places the organism in Eukaryota, Metazoa, Chordata, Aves, Anseriformes, Anatidae.